GACAUUAAGAGCUCUGGGAAUAAUGUUUAAGUCUGAAUGAGGAGGAAGCCUAUGGGAUUCCUGCUUCGUACUGAGCUAAUUCCUGAACAUCUUUCAGUCGGUUGGAACCUUUGGGACACAGGGGAUCAAGGCAGAGUGUUUCUGAGGAUUGGUACUCUGAGGAUGCUUACAUAAAGACAGAGUUAUUGGACUCUAUCUCUAUCUUCAAUCAAAGCUAUAGAGUGAUUGGUACUCAAGACUGGAGGACAGAGUCUGUUUGGGUAAAAUAUGACAUCUGUGCAGAGCCUCAUACCCCUGUUAUUUUUCUACUUUGUCACAUCAUCUUCCCAGUAUGAGCCACAAUCUAAGCCCCAUGGCAAGGAAGAGGUCAUACCCAAGAGCCAACUAACAGCACAAGGACCUACAGUCCAGCCUAGAAGACCACAGACAGCUCAAGGAUCUGGGAUUCAGAAUGAGGAAAUUCAUCUUCCAAAAAACAACUUGCAAGUUACUCCAAAGCCAUCAUUGCAACUCAAGGCUAUCAGUGUCUCUGGUAUCGAUAACAGCUACGCAGCAGGGGACGGAUCUUACUCCUGUCCUGGCAAUCAGAUACAUGAUGGCUUGCGGUGCGGCUGUCCUGAUGGUUUAUUUCUGGAAGGGGAUCACUGCGCAUGUCCCACCGGAUUCACACUGCUCUCCGGGGGCCUAAAUUGUGCCGAUAUCAAUGAAUGUGCGGAUCAAGAAUCUCCAUGUGGAUUACACUCCAACUGCACCAACACAGCCGGUUCCUUCUCGUGCCGCUGUCUGCGAGGAUUUCUUAAGGGACAGAGUGGGUGUGAAGAUGUUGAUGAGUGUCAAGUUGCCGAAGUGACCGGACUCCAGGCCUGUCCCCCUCGGGCUUCCUGCCGUAACACGGAGGGCUCCUUCGCCUGCUCCUGCGCGGAGGGCUUCGUUUUGAGUUUGAAUGGGAAGCAGUGUGUGGAUAUUGAUGAGUGCUCCUUCGAGGAGAAGUGUCGGAGAGAGUUGGGGAAUUUAUGUGUGAACACAGAGGGAAGUUACCAUUGUGCCUGUCAGUCGGGGUUUCAUGAGUCCGGACCCACCUGUAUUGAUGUGGACGAGUGUGCAGAGAAGCCCUUUAUUUGCUCUGGACGUGGCAUCUGUGAGAACACACUGGGAAGUUACCUCUGUGGCUGUCAGCUUGGAUUUCGUGGCAAUGGAACAUACUGUGAAGAUGAGAAUGAGUGCUCCUCAGGAAAGCAUGGCUGUGACUCGAACGCUCACUGUGGGAAUGUCAUCGGCUCCUACUUCUGCCAGUGCUACCAGGGUUUCAAUGGUGAUGGACACAGCUGCUAUGAUAUCGAUGAAUGCUUAGUGGGAAACGGAAGCUGCGACCAGCUAUGUGUGAACCAGGCCGGCAGCUACGAGUGCCAGUGCCGCCCCGGCUACAUACUGCAGGAUGAUGGCAGGAACUGUACAGAUGCUGACGAGUGCCAGACAAACAAUGGGAACUGCAUGCAGAUCUGCAGAAACACGUUUGGAUCAUUCGAAUGUCUUUGUCGGAAGGGAUUCCAGCUGCACGUGGACCUCAGGGGAUGUGUUGAUAUCGACGAGUGUAAAAUCGGGAAUGGAGGCUGCUCUCACACAUGUAAUAACACAGACGGCAGCUUCCUGUGUCUGUGCCCCGUUCACCAGGCUCUCGCCCCGGAUCGUAGAACCUGCAUUAACAUCACGUCGUGUGCCCUGCAGAACGGCGGCUGUGAGCAUAUCUGCAGUAAGAGGCAGGAGGGCAGCAUUGAAUGUCAGUGCCACCCGGGCUGGGUCCUCAGCAGGAACGGAAAGACGUGUGAUGAUCUCGAUGAAUGUGCUGACUUCACCCAUGGGGGCUGUGAACAGGACUGCCAGAACCUCCCAGGAACCUAUAACUGCAGCUGCUCUAAGGGAUUCACUCUGCGGCUCGAUGACCCAACUAAAUGCCAGCCUGUAUGUCACCCUCCGUGCCUGAACUACGGUGUGUGUGUGGCACCAGACACCUGUGACUGCCCUGUGGGGUACCCAGGCCCCGGAUGCUCAGCAAUGUGCUCCCCUCCUUGUGGUCAUGGAGGAACCUGCAUGCGACAUAACAUGUGCCAGUGUCCAACUGGAUGGGCUGGUCCCGGCUGUCAGACAGCGGUGUGUGAGCUGCCCUGUGCCAAUGGGGGGCGUUGUGUUGCUCCUGACACGUGUGAGUGCCCGUUCGGAUACAGCGGAGGACAGUGUUUGAUUCCUGUCUGCUCUCCGUCCUGUCUGAAUGGAGGAAAAUGCAUUGAUGUCAAUAAGUGUGUGUGCCCCAGUGGGUGGAUGGGUGCCCGAUGCCAGAUCGAACCGGUACGCUGUGAGAAGAAAUGUGAAAAUGGGGGGAAAUGCAUCGGGUACAACACCUGCCGCUGCCCACCUGGGUUCCUGGGGACACAGUGUGAGACUGCGGUGAUUGAACCUUGUGUCCCCCCAUGUCAGCAUGGGGCCACAUGCCAGCAGUUUAACAAAUGUGCCUGCGCAGAAGGCACUGCCGGACAUAGAUGUGAAAAACUGACUUGUCCUAUUGUUACCACAAAGGUGAGCACAUCGCGGGCUAUCAGACAGGGGGUGCGAGAAAGCUACGUAGAACGAUGCGGCCCGCUAGGCGUCCAACUGUGCACCAAAUAUCGGAUUAAUCAGGUGCGAGUUCACGUCCAGGUCUAUGUAGUUGGCUACAAAAUCCAAUGCCCAAGCAGAGCCAAAGUGUGAGGGGUGGAGUUACAACCUACUUCAGAAUUCCUUGAUGUAACAACACACGUUCCGGCAACCAGCAAAAUCUUCCUCAAAUAACUCCAACCAUGGCCGAUGAUCUCUUCACCAAUAUAUGGGCAUAUUUAUAUGUGUAAUAAAUCGAUUCCUUCUCCCGUUAAUUCGGUUGUCUAAAAAAAAAAAAAUAAAGAAUAUAAUUCUAUAAAGUGUAAUAAUUCAUGAAUGUAAUUUGAGACUAAUAUUUCUGUGCUUGUUGAUGUAAGUAAUCUGCUUUUUACUU
Molecule: messenger RNA, 3022 nt
Organism: Pelobates fuscus (common spadefoot toad)
Lineage: Eukaryota; Metazoa; Chordata; Amphibia; Anura; Pelobatidae
Product: neurogenic locus Notch protein-like
Exons: 22
Coding region: 268-2742 (824 amino acids)
Cellular component (GO): extracellular region
Molecular function (GO): calcium ion binding
Source: RefSeq, a predicted model, not a curated record